Messenger RNA from Cuscuta epithymum, 1674 nucleotides. The record is from the annotation of a GenBank genome assembly. Lineage: Eukaryota; Viridiplantae; Streptophyta; Magnoliopsida; Solanales; Convolvulaceae.
CAUAAAUCUUCUUGCAAAGGUUAUUUUCCACCAUUCCCUCAGAAUUGAAGGAAAGUUUAAGGUGAAAAUAAUUGGAGUAAAGAAGGAAUGGUAGACCAGAAUGAAUGAGAUGGCUGGAGACGAACACUAUAAUAAUUGGGUGGCCACAAACUUUGGAAAUGGGAAUUGGAACGCCGAAAACCAAAGGAUGGACAGAAAUGUAAUUUCGUUACUCCUUCCUCCGGCGAUGCCGGAUGUCGCCGGAAGUUCGAUUCCGAUCAACCAUAACAGAGUUGAACAAUUUCACGAGAAUGAUCAGUUUCUUCUUCAAAACCACCGGCCUUCUUUCCCCUCCUACUAUUCUCCAUUCUCUGUUUUCAACCCAUUCAGCGGGUUGCCGGUCGAAAUGAUGAGCAGCAGAAAGUGGGAUUUCAACCAGAACGCUUCAAGCGGUCGUGAUAUUCACUAUGGCGCUUCCGGCGUCGGCGGAGGUUCGCCGUCAAGAUAUACUGCGGGAAGUAGCAGCCAGCUGUCCCUUACGCUCACUGCUCCGACCGGUCAUUGUCACGAGGAACAUGAAGGAGGAUCAUCGCCGUCGUCAACGACGUAUCUAGCGGUGGUCCAAGAGAUGCUGUCUGAAAUCGCGAAAUAUUCGGUUCAGAAUGUGGAUCCUUCGACAUUAUUAUUAAGCUGCCCAGCUGAUGAUGGCGGCGGCGGCGGAUCUUCCAAUCCUUUUUGUGGACCCCCCACAGCGAUCUCUCCCGCCGAUGCUGAAUCUAAGCGCAAGCAUCUCCUUGCUCUGUUACAAGCGGUAGAUGAUCGGUACAGCCAAUGCUUGGAGGAGCUGCAUAUGGUGGUUUCAGCAUUCCAUGCUGCAACUGAUCAUCCGGCUUCUACAACUACUAGUACUAAUUCACGCCGCCGCCCUCAUUUAGCUCUUCAAACCGUCUCUUUCUGGUACAAAAACCUCAGGGAGAGAAUCGGCAAUUUUAUUCUCGCCGUGGGAGAACAGUGUGGCAGUUCGAGCAACCACGGCGGCGGCGUGACGGAGGAGGAGCGGUCGCUAGAAGCGUCUCUCAUCCAGAAGCAGUGGGCGGUUCAGCAGCUGAGGAAGAAAGAGCAGCAGCAGAAUCACUUGUGGAGACCCCAAAGAGGACUGCCCGAAAGAUCCGUCGCUGUUUUGAGGGCUUGGAUGUUUCAAAACUUUCUUCACCCGUACCCAAAGGACACAGAGAAGCACUUGCUUGCGGUAAAGAGUGGACUAACAAGGAGUCAGGUGUCGAAUUGGUUUAUAAAUGCAAGAGUUCGUCUGUGGAAACCAAUGAUCGAGGAAAUGUACGCUGAGAUGAACCGAAAGAGUCUUCAUCACACUUUGGAGGAAAUCAAUAGUAAUGCCUAUGCCAACCAAAUUUGUUAGUUACCUAACGUAAUCACCCACAUAUAGGCAAGCUAGCUAGGGAAAUUCUCCUAUGCAUGUAUAAUGAUCGAAGCUGCAUGUAUGUACGUAUUCUAUACAUAUUAGCUAUCUGGUUGGUGUUGGGGGGCCCUCAGAGAUGAGGUGUCAUCCUUUUUAUUUUACAUACUUCGUAUUAGCUAGGUAUCAUGGAUUGAGUGGAAAAUAUAUAUAGUUUAACCCCAUCAACAUUAUUAUUAUUAUUAUCAACAUUACUAUUGUUGUUGUUAUUUUUAUCAGGU